GGAGAGAUCUUUGAGUCAACAAACUGACAAAAUGUCUUCUUCAAAUUGAAAAAUUGAAAAAGCAGCACCUUAUUUAAGUCUAACUGUAUACCAUUUUAGUGCAUGUAUUAGUUUUAAUAAUGAUUUUUGGUGCAUGCCUUUGGGCUUAUUCAAAAGUGUACAAUAGGAAAGUAUACGUAUUUCCUUUCUUAGAAAGGAGAUGUUUUUCUACUUUGCAACAUGUGAUUACAAAAAUCUUCCUCUGUGGGAAGAUUAACCAUGUAUUGAACUACUGAAAAGUAUAUAUUUUUAGAUAUACAGAAGGAAUCUACAUGGAGCAGCAUUCAGACCUAUAUAGAAGUCAUAGCAUUCUGUAUAGGACCAAAAAGGAAAUAACAUUAAACAACUUAAACAGACUUUGUUGGGUAGAAAUACCUUUAGAUCUUGCAUUGACAUCCAAAAACAAAAUGCCACAAAAGUUUGCUGAGAACUUUUGUCAUUUGAAUUUUCUCUGUCAGUGUAUUUAGCCCAAAUAGAACAGCUUUGGGUUAACACAUACAUAAGAAUCAAAAAAACAAAGCUAACUAAAUAAAUCAGUCUGGUUUGCCAAUCCAGCUGGACUAAAUAAGUAAACUAAUCACUUGCAACAUGAAAAACUGUCCAACUCCUCUAAGGUUUUGACAAAAUAACCUUGGCUGAUGUGGGAAAACUCCCACUUUGAUUUCUGACCUGACAGUGAAGGUUCAUGCUUGACAUGAUUUCAAACCUGACAGUGUCUGUUUAAGGAGCUAUGGUACAGUUUGCUAAUUCAAUCUCAGAUACCUGUUGAUUACCUGUGAGAUCUAGAGUCCAAAGUAGCCAGCAGCCGUAUCCCUGAGUGCUCUGUGCCCAUCAGAUCUCUUAAAGUUAAGCAGGCUUGGGACAGGUCACAGCUCUGAUGAGUGACCUCAGGAGCUGUGGACAGCCCCAGAUUCAAUUGUAUCUGCUUUCUUGGGAGUCAUCACUGAACUAAUGUCCCACAUGGUGUUACUUCCUGUAGAUGCUCUCUCUUGGAGGAGGCCCAGAGCACACAUCCUAAUCGCUUGUGGUACUCAGAGAGGGGGUGCUAACUCUGAUGCCCUGGCCAAAUUCCAGUUUAGGGAUGUGGGUCUUCUUGCCAUUCUAAUUGGAAAUGUGCAUCGCUUCCCAUUUUCCCUGUUGAUCUCAGUGCAGACUGCACUGGUAUAUUUCUUUGCCCUGAUCCCAAGUCUUUAAGAUGCUGGUGUGUAUUAUAUGGGCCAAGUUCAUGCCUUAUCCUAAUGCUGGAAGGUUGAGGAGUGAGUGAGCUUGGUAUCACAGUGCCCUAUAGUAGGAGGGUAAACUCUUGUGAUGAUUUAGGGAUGAAGUUGGUCCUCUUUUUAGCAUAAAUUGGGAAUGUACACUGGUCAGAGGCUUCCAGCCAUGAGGUGUGAACUGAAACCUAUUUUCCCUCUUUUCUUAUAGCAUGUUGAGAAAAUCUGUUGGGUUUUUAGCAGUCAGGGAAGGCCGGAGUUCUGCAGCUUUAAUCUGGGUAACUGAGGCUGGUUUGAGCAAGACUUUGGUUAAUUAACUAGGUUCUCAGAUGCCACAGACUCCGUGAAAAGUCACCAUUAUUUUCAAUGGUUGUGAUAGAAUUUCCCUCAGUAGCCAUUAUUUUAAGAUUAUAUUGCAGAGUUGCUUUAUUUGAGCUUUUUGUGUAUACACAAUCCCAAACUGGAAGAAAUAAUAAUUUAAAAAAAAAGGAAUCCUGCUGUGAAAGGUAUAUAUUACUCUAGAUUUUUCUUACUGUAAAUAUUGUAAGAUUGUAAUACUGUCAAUAUUUUAUUAACCAACAAAUGUUAAUCUAUGUGAAUUCAGACUUAUUUUAAAUGUGCUUCUUAUUUACUGUGUGUGGUCCCUGUUGCUGACAGUAUUAAGUUAUAUUCUGAUGUAAGAUUAACUUUAUUAAAGAAUGUAAACAUUAAUGUUUCCUUAUGGGAAAACAAAUAAAGUAUAAAGAAGACAAUUCUUUUCAUUAAAAUAUACUGUGUAUUUACACUUGCUAGACCCAGCACCACUUAUAAAUUUAGUACACUGUUCAAAAUUUUAGUUAACACAGCUGACAUGGUUGUGCUCUGGAAGCCUAAGAGUAGGUAUUGUUGGAAUAUGAACAGUUUGUAUUUGUCCGCUGUGAAUCAUAAUCUUGAAAUUUCUAAUCAAGUUUGUAAAAUUUUUAUAGUAAAACAUUUUAAUGACAAUUUAAAAAUUUAUCUUCUCUAAAGAAUGGUCAAAACAAUAUCCUUUCAGAAAUAGAAUUGUUCUUUAAUAUCUUUCCAAAAUGACUUUGGUUAAAUGGACCAGAUGUAUAUUAGUUAAAAUUUAGGACAAAGUUGUAAUAUUCUUUGAGUUUACAAGUUAAUCCUUAUUGGAGAUGUGCCAAUUAUACAGUAGAAUAUCAUUAAUUUGCACUGUUUGGGGACCCCAUUAAGAAUGCUGAAUUUUGCCAACUAAGAAGUAAGCAAAUGCAAUUUAAAAACUAAAUUUGAGCAUUCUGUAUUAAAUAUGUGCAGUUAUUAUCACAUGAAGAAGCGCAGUGUGUCGGGCUGUAAUAUAACCAUACUUGCUGUCAUGUUCUCCCAUCUCAGUGCUGGGAACUCACCAUGUGGAAACCAAGCAAAUGUGUUGUGCAUCAGCCGGCUUGAGUUUGUUCAAUAUCAAAGCUGAAACUAGCGAGGUCUGCUGUACUGCUUAUUGAAGUAUUGUGAUUCUUUUAGGCAUUGAUUCUUAAAAAAUAUAUACUGUAACAGUAUACUUUGUACAGAUUUAAAUUUUAUUUGAAAAAAAAUGAAAUAAAGUAGGCAAAAAAAUAAAGAUGUUUAUUUUUCAUGUGACUGUAUAAACA
This is a messenger RNA of Cervus elaphus (red deer), 2878 nucleotides long. RefSeq names its product IgA inducing protein (gene IGIP). NCBI's taxonomy places the organism in Eukaryota, Metazoa, Chordata, Mammalia, Artiodactyla, Cervidae. The record is from RefSeq and is a predicted model, not a curated record. The transcript has a single exon. The coding region runs from base 2539 to 2700 and encodes 53 amino acids.